AUGCCAAAUCCGACCAAGACAAUAGCCAUUGUCAAUGGUACUGGGCGCCAGGCAGCCUCCGUCAUCCGGGCCGUGACGGCAGUCGGCUAUGCGGUGCGCGCCCAGGUCUACUCCAUCGAAGGCCUGGUGGCCGAGGAGCUGGCCGAAUUGCCCAAUGUCGAGUUAUUCGAGGGAGAAUUACUGGACAAUCCAGAGCUUAUAGAGACCAUCUUCGACGGUGCCAACAUAGCCUUCAUCAACACCAUCCAUCUCGCCGGCGACGAAAUAAAAAUUGGAAAAGCGCUGGCCAACGCGGCCAAGAAGCGCAAUAUCCAGCACUUCGUGUACAGCAGCAUGCCAGACCACUCGAUACACUACCCAAAAUGGCCCGCUCUGCCACUAUGGGCCUGCAAGUUCACCGUCGAGAACUACAUCAGACAACUCGGACUACCGGCGACGUUUGUGUAUGCCGGAAUCUACAACAACAACUUCACCAGUCUGCCGUAUCCGUUGUUCUGUAUGGACUUCAAGGAUGAUGGUACGCUGGAGUGGCGAGCGCCAUUUCAUCCAGAUACGAAACUGCCCUGGCUGGAUGCUGAACAUGAUGUCGGUCCUGCGGUGCUGCAGAUCUUCAAGGAUGGGCCGAACAAAUGGAAUGGAUCGAGGAUCGCCCUGGCCUUCGAAAUGCUCACCCCAAACCAAGUAUGCGACAUCUUCGGCCGCGCACUCGACCGACCCUGCAACUACGUCUUCGACAACCACAUCGAGAUCAAAGUGCCGGUACCCAACGUUUAUCGCCAGCAACUGGCCGGCAUCGAGCUCCUUUUCGGCAUCUACAAUGCACCGUAUUUCCCCGGUCCAGAAUUCGAAUACGCCUCGAGAAGAAAAUGCAGCAAUGAUACCAUCACAGGCAGAUCAUCCACGAACUAUGAGUCGUCAUUGCGUAAGGGCAAGCCGGGCAAACUGACUGACGAUGCGAGGAAGCUUUGGCCUGGCUGGCGGUCGAUGAGCGAGUAUGUCAGUACGGCGUUCAUUGUGGAAGAGGAGGCGAAUGGGAAGACUUGGAUGAUUGAUAAGACUGUUAGCAGUUGA
Molecule: messenger RNA, 1071 nt
Organism: Capronia coronata CBS 617.96
Lineage: Eukaryota; Fungi; Ascomycota; Eurotiomycetes; Chaetothyriales; Herpotrichiellaceae
Product: nitrogen metabolite repression protein nmrA
Exons: 2
Coding region: 1-1071 (356 amino acids)
Source: RefSeq, a predicted model, not a curated record